This is a messenger RNA of Chlamydomonas reinhardtii, 3779 nucleotides long. RefSeq lists its product as uncharacterized. Gene Ontology annotation, biological process: coenzyme A metabolic process. Gene Ontology annotation, molecular function: hydroxymethylglutaryl-CoA reductase (NADPH) activity. The transcript has 9 exons. The record is from RefSeq and is a predicted model, not a curated record. The coding region runs from base 693 to 3287 and encodes 864 amino acids. Lineage: Eukaryota; Viridiplantae; Chlorophyta; Chlorophyceae; Chlamydomonadales; Chlamydomonadaceae.
CCUUUACUUCCCGGCUUGCAGGGCUCACAGAAACCUUGGCGGGACAAAUAACUAGGAGCACGUAUACAAGUCGUAGUGACCAUUGGAGCUGGGAGCUCUGCCCCAGGCAGGGAAGCGCAAGUGGUGCGCGGCGUGAGGGGCGCGGUGCCGGCAGCUGCGCACAGGGCCGCGCGGAUACUAGCCGCGUAGCCUGCAGCGACGUCAUGGGCCGACCUUUCAAAGUUGGCGGCAGCCGGUGGCGAUGGCGACGAAUCGUGAGACGCGCGCUCAGGAGUGCCAAGUUUGGAGCGGAGACUUCGGGCUGGUACAGCCGACCCGCGGUCCAGCUGUCCGCCGGCCCGGCUGCGGGCCGCUACCAACCCGGCUGGUGUAUGCUACAAAACGCAUUGUUGCGCCCUUACAGCUUACUGCGGUCCUGGAAAUUGUGUAGAGAGCGCGCGUUUGCGGGCCCGCCGGCCCCUGACCUGGAUCCGGUCCGAAGCACGUUUCUGGUUGAUCGCGCGGGAUUCCGGCGAUCUGCACUCUCCAACAUCAACUUCGACUUGCGGUCCAACAGCUAACCAAGUGCCCCGGCAGUAGCAGCUACAGCCUGUAUCCUUCCGCAACCACGCGCCGAUCAGCCUUGACGCCAACCCUGACCGACACGGCUUACACCAGCGCGGACGUGGGCGCUGCACAACGCGCGCUGCGCCAUGGCGCGUUCGAGCCCUACCGCAGCAGCGGCGCUGCUGCUGGCUGCGUUGCUAGGCGCGUCGGUGGCGGCUAGCCCGGCCCUGGCACAGCUGCAGGGGCCCCGCCGCGCUCUUCGUCAGGCGGCCAACGCCACCGCCGCCGCCAGCGCCAGCGCACUCGCACAGGCCGCCGGCGCCGGCAACGCACAGGCGGUCGCGCAGGCCAUCGCCAGCGCCAACGCCAGCAACUCGAACGCAGUGGCCCAGUCCUUGGCGCAGGCCGCCGCUCAGGGCGGCACCGCGAGCAACACCGUCGCCUCCGCCAUCGCCCAGGCUCUGAGCGGCAGCACCGGCGGAGCCAGCGCCAACGCGGCCGCCCAGGCCAUUGCCCAGGCCGCGGCCCAGGGCGGCGCCGCCUCCACCGCCGCCGCCAACGCCAUCGCCCAGGCUGCGUCAAUUGCUCCCAUCAACGCGGCUCAGGCCAUCGCCAAGGCGCUAAGCCAGGCGGGUGCCACUCCUGCCCAGACCGCGGGUGUCACCGGCGCCGUCACGCAGGCUGUGCAGCAAGGCAAUGCCACCACCGCCGCGGCUGUGGCCCAGGCCUUCGUGCAGGCUGUCAAUGCCGGCAAUGCGGCAGCUGUGGGCUCUGCCAUCGCCAACGCCGCCUCCAGCAGCGGCGCUGCGGCCGCUGCCGUCUCGCAGGUCCUGACGGCCGGCUACGCGCUGAACAAGACAUCCAUCGACGCCAUCGCCCAGGCCCUCGCCAUCGCCUAUGGCAAGAACGCCACCGCCGUCACCGCUGUCAUUGCGGCGGCACUGGUCCUGUCUAACGCCAACAGCGUCACGGCUGCCGGCGCCGGCUACGCCACCUACACCGCGCUGGCCGGCGGCACCUCCAGCCCCCUGGGCGCCGCCUACGCCGGAGCCCUGGCUCAAGCCGUGGCGGCGGGCGGCUGCAACGCCGUCAACAACGUCCUCGCGGCCGCCGUCAGCAACGCUCGCGCCGCCAACAACAUCAACGCGCUCGCCGCCUCGAGCGCCGCCGCCAGCUGCCUCGGCCUGUCGACCGGCGGCGGCGCCGCCGCCGCCACUAGCCCCGCCCCAGCCCCUGGUGCCGCUGGCGUGGCCUCCGUGGCAGCUGCGCUUGCCCAAGCGCUCGCAUCCGUCGGAGGCGGCGGCGCGGCUCCUGCGGCUCCCAGUUCGGGCGGUGCCAGCAGCGUGCCGGCGCCCUCCUCCCUGUCUGCCCUCGCCAGCGCCCUAGCCCAGGCCUCCGCCAGCGUCAGUGGCGGCAGCAGCGGUGUCACCACUCCCACUGGCGGUGGCGGCGGCGGCGGUGGCACCACGGCUGCGUCACCUUCUCCUUCUCCUUCUCCCACCCCCUCACCUGCUGCAUCUCCCUCUCCCGCGCCCCUGCCGUCACCCACGCCGUCGCCCCAGCCGGUCCCUGCUGGCGGCGCCGCCUCCGCUCAGGCCGCAGCCGCUGCCCAGGCUGCCGCCGCGGGCGGUGCUGGCAUUGUGGCUCAGGCGCUCGCAGCAGCACAGGCUGAGGCUACAGCCAGCGGCGGCAACGCCGCGGCCAUUGCUGCGGCGGCGGCGCAGGCCGCGUCUGCGGCUAGCGGCGGCAACACAACCGCCGCGGCUCAGGCGGCGGCGCAGGCGACAGCGACAGCGAGCGGCGGCAACGCCACAGCCGUAGCACAGGCGGCGGCUCAGGCAGCGGCCACUGCCAGCGGUGGCAAUGCAGCGGUUGCGGCUCAGGCGGCGGCGCAGGCGACGUCUACGGCCACGGGUGGCAAUGCGCAGGCUGUAGCGCUUGCUCAGGCGCAGGCGUCUGCUGCAGCAACGGGCGGCGCAGGUGGUGGUGGCGUCUCUCCGUCUCCUUCUCCUGUUGUCUCUCCUUCGCCUGUGGUUGCCAGCCCUAGCCCCAGCCCCUCUCCUUCGCCUGAGGUUGCCAGCCCCAGCCCUAGCCCCAGCAGCCCCUCUCCUUCGCCUGCGGUUGCUAGCCCCAGCCCCUCUCCUUCGCCUGAGGUUGCCAGCCCCAGCCCUAGCCCCAGCAGCCCCUCUCCUUCGCCUGCGGUUGCCAGCCCCAGCCCCUCUCCUUCGCCUGAGGUUGCCAGCCCCAGCCCCAGCCCCUCUCCCUCUCCUGAGGUUGCUAGCCCCAGCCCUAGCCCCAGCCCCUCUCCUUCGCCUGAGGUUGCUAGCCCUAGCCCUAGCCCCUCUCCUUCGCCUGAGGUUGCCAGCCCCAGCCCUAGCCCCAGCAGCCCCUCUCCUUCGCCUGCGGUUGCUAGCCCCAGCCCCUCUCCUUCGCCUGUGGUUGCUAGCCCCAGCCCUAGCCCCAGCCCCUCUCCUUCGCCUGAGGUUGCUAGCCCCAGCCCUAGCCCCAGCCCCUCUCCGCCUGCUGAGGUUGCCAGCCCCAGCCCCAGCCCCAGCCCCAGCCCCAGCCCCAGCCCCAGCCCCAGCCCCAGCCCCAGCCCCAGCCCCAGCCCCAGCCCCAGCCCCAGCCCCAGCCCCAGCCCCAGCCCCAGCCCCAGCCCCAGCCCCAGCCCCAGCCCCAGCCCCAGCCCCAGCCCCAGCCCCAGCCCCAGCCCCAGCCCCAGCCCCAGCCCCUCUCCUUAGCCUGCGGUUGCCAGCCCUAGCCCAGCUGGCGGAGGCACUGCUGGCGAGGUGGUUAGCCCCAGCCCCUCUCCGUCGCCUUCCCCCUCGCCCUCGCCCUCCCCCUCGCCCUCCCCCUCGCCCUCUCCUUCACCUUCGCCCUCUCCUUCUGGUGCUGGUGGUGCUGGUGGUGGCGGUCAGGGACAGGGCGGCUCUGGCGGCCAGGGCGGCGGCCAGGGCGGCGGCCAGGGCGGCGGACAGGGUCAGCAGGGCGGAGGUCAAGGCGGAGGUCAGGGCGGCGGCCAGGGCAACGGCCGAGGCAGCGGCAGGUGAAGCUGUUGGAACGGGGCAGUAGAUUUACGCGUAGAUGUGCACCGGCAGUGGAAGCAUUGUAGUAGGUGUCGAGGUCCUUGGGUAUGGCUCGUGGGUAUGGCUUGAUGCAAGGACAAUCACACAUUGCACGGCUGGCGCUUUAGGUCGGCACAUGCAGUUAGUCGGUUGUAAGGCAGGCACCUA